UGGCUGAUGACAACGUCACUCAUUUUGAAGUCCUGUUCGCAGCCAGGAAAGCACUUAGCACAAGUUUUGGAACUCAGCCUAGUGAGCCUUCUACCUGGCCAAGGUCUUGUCCGCGGUCCCUAGCCUACAAAAACAACGCUGGUGACCGGAGAGGUCGUAACUGUUACUGAUCGAUGAUGGCCUCGCAGAAAGGGACGUUUGCUGGCGUUUUACUUUGUCUCGUCGUGUCCAUGACUGUAGCUUUAGAGGUGUCCAUCCCUCAGCGGACCUAUGAGUUCGCCAGGGGAGACAACAUCACUAUACCAUGCAGCUUCAAACCCAAGAACCCAGUCAACGAUCUGGUCAUCAUAUCCUGGUUGGCUGAAGCAGACAAACCCGGAGAGCCAGAGGUGUCCGUCCUUACCUCCUACUCUACUGGUGUCCUGGACAUCAGUGACAGGUAUGAAGGAAGAGCUUCCCUGGAGCAGGACCUAGCUAAAGGAGUAGCCAACCUGAAGCUCUCCUCCAUCGGUCUCCAGGACAACCGACUAUUCGACUGUCGGGUCGCCAUCCCCAAAGGAUGACAAGGGUCAGCUGGCUGACACCACCCGUCUGGUGG
This is a messenger RNA of Oncorhynchus keta (chum salmon), 598 nucleotides long. RefSeq names its product programmed cell death 1 ligand 1-like. The record is from RefSeq and is a predicted model, not a curated record. NCBI's taxonomy places the organism in Eukaryota, Metazoa, Chordata, Actinopteri, Salmoniformes, Salmonidae. Gene Ontology annotation, cellular component: plasma membrane. Bases 174 to 563 code for a protein of 129 amino acids. The transcript has 3 exons.